Messenger RNA from Hevea brasiliensis (rubber tree), 1900 nucleotides. RefSeq names its product probable polygalacturonase At3g15720. The transcript is spliced from 9 exons. The coding region runs from base 622 to 1818 and encodes 398 amino acids. Gene Ontology annotation, molecular function: polygalacturonase activity. NCBI's taxonomy places the organism in Eukaryota, Viridiplantae, Streptophyta, Magnoliopsida, Malpighiales, Euphorbiaceae. The record is from RefSeq and is a predicted model, not a curated record. Gene Ontology annotation, biological process: carbohydrate metabolic process.
AUAAAUUUAAUACAAAUUAUAGCUAAUAGAUAUCUAUCGGUUAACAGUUUUAUUUUUAAAUGUUUAUCAAAUAAUUUAAUUUUUUUGUGUUUAUCAAUUAUCAAUUACAUUUAAAAGGUGAAUUAAACACUCCUUAAUAAAAUUAAAAAUUUAGAAAAUCGGCUUUAAGUUUAAAUAUAUUUCAAUUGAAGUUAGAUAAAUAAAAAAUAAUAAUAAAAAUUGAAAAUUUUUUAUAAAAAUUUCAAGCUCAGCGGAUAUCUCAAAACUAAUACUAAUGAGUUUACAGAAAAUAACAAAACCAAUAGAUUUUUUUUAAUUAUAAAACUUUCUUUUUUUUUUAAAUCGAUGAACCAAUAGAUUUUGUAAUAAUUAAUUAAAUACAGCAACUUUUAGUUAAUUACAAGCUUUGAAGUACUCUAUGUAUAUGUCUAUCUUCAGAUACCCACACAAUAUAUAAUUCUAAACCAUGCAGAAAAUCCUAAAUUAAGUACAAAGAUUAAAUCCUAAUUAGAGCAUAAUAAGGAUUCUAAUUAAAUUAUAAUCCAACAUUGAGUUGUACUUCUAACACCCUUCUCCUAUAUAUACAGAUACGCAUACAUGACAUGAAUAGAGAAAACUGUCAUGGCAAUUACUAACAUGAAGAUUACUCUAUUAGCAGCAGCAGCAGCUAUUUUCAUCUUCUCUAUGCCUGCCAAUGGAGAUGGCAGAAGAAGCUUCAAUGUGAUGGAUUUUGGUGCAAUUGGAGAUGGCCAAACUGUUAAUUCUCAGGCCUUUUUAAAAGCAUGGAAAGCUUUAUGUGAAGUUGAAGAAGAUGAAGAUGGAAACAUACCAACACUUGAAAUACCUAACAGUACAUUCUUGCUUAACCCUAUUAAAUUCCAGGGUCCAUGCAAAUCUAACUCUAUUCAUAUUCAGGUUUCAGGGAAGAUAUUAGCAUCCAAAACCAUUAAAACUAAAUGGUGGAUACUCUUCACUAAUAUAAAUGGUUUGAUCCUAGAUGGUUCUGGCACUAUCAAUGGUCGAGGCUCUCAUUGGUGGAAAACUGAUGGGCAGAGUGGACAUAAAAAACCAAGGGCCUUGCAAUUUCAUAGAUGUGAUAACCUUCAAUUAAGUGGACUAACUCAUCUCAAUAGUCCUAAAGGACAUAUGGGUUUGAAUUACUGCAAUGGUGUCUCUAUCUCUAAUCUUACCAUCAUUGCUCCUGAAGAUAGUCCUAAUACUGAUGGAAUUGACAUCUCUUAUUCAACCCAAGUUAACAUAUCUAACUCUAACAUUGGAACUGGUGAUGAUUGUAUUGCCAUUAAUGGGGGCUGCUCCUAUAUCAACAUUAAUAAUGUUACGUGUGGACCAGGCCAUGGAAUCAGUGUGGGAAGUUUAGGGGAGAAAGGAGGCACUGAUUUAGUGGAAAAUGUAUCUGUAAGAAACUGUACUUUCAUCAGAACUCAGAAUGGCGUAAGAAUCAAGACAUCACCGGGAGGCUCAGGAUAUGCAAGAAACAUAUCGUUUGAGCAAAUCAUUCUCCAGGAAACUAAGAAUCCUAUCAUAAUAGACCAGAAUUACUGCAAUGGACAUAAAUGCAAAGAAAAGACAUCUGAAGCAGUGAAAGUGAGUGAUAUAAAAUAUAUUGGUGUUGAAGGAACAUCUGAUAGCGAGGAAGGAAUUAAACUAGAUUGUGCUAAAUUGGGUUGUAUCAAUAUCAUGAUGGAACAAAUUAACAUUACUUCAUUUGAGCCUGGAAAAGAGAUUUCUGCCUACUGUAACAAUGCUAAUGGAACUUCUACAUUUACCACCCCUCAUGUCCCCUGUUUAUUGGGGUGAAAAACAAAAUUAUUUUAUGUUAUGUGGAACUUUGAGAAAUGUAAUCUUGCACAAUUGGUGAAUUUAUUUCUUUUUAUAAUUA